AUGUCUGCAACAGACGAGCUUAGUGGGAUACUCUCGAGGAGGCAGGAGAUCAAUGACAAACUGGAGGAGGGUUUGGAGGUUAAGCCGAAAUAUAAAUUCGUAAACGUCUAUACGGAAUUUCAUGAGUUCUCCAGGAAGGAAAUAAAACAAUACGAGGAGACCUUCAACAAAUUCGAUGAAGGUCGCGACGGUUACCUUGACUUGACCGAAGUCAAACGAAUGAUGGAGCGCUUGGGAGCACCACAAACUCAUCUUGGACUGAAAGCUAUGAUUUCGGAAGUCGACGAGGACGGAGAUAACAGAAUAAGCUUCCGAGAAUUCUUACUCAUUUAUAGGAAAGCCCGCGCCGGGGAACUGGAGACAGACUCUGGUUUAGACGCAUUUGCACGACUGACAGAAAUCAACGUAGACCAAGUUGGAGUGAACGGAGCCAAGACGUUCUUCGAAGCUAAGAUCGAGGAACUCGCUAAAAGCAAUAAGUUCCACAAUGAAAUAAUCCAAGAACAAGAGGAGAAACGUCGAGAGGCCGAAGAAAAGGCGAUGCGGAGGCAAGCAUUCAAAGAAAAAGCAGCUGUAUUUCAAUAA
Molecule: messenger RNA, 585 nt
Organism: Spodoptera littoralis (African cotton leafworm)
Lineage: Eukaryota; Metazoa; Arthropoda; Insecta; Lepidoptera; Noctuidae
Source: the annotation of a GenBank genome assembly